AUGGAAGCAGGACUACUAUUUUACCAAGGACGCAUUGUGGUCCCUGACGUAGGUAACCUCCAAACAGACCUAUUGCAAAUCUUCCAUGAUAGCCCCCUGGCUGGCCAUCCUGGCAGACAAUGGACCCUGGAAUUGGUGUCAAGGUACUACUACUGGCCAGGCAUCUGCGCCAACACAUACUGGCAUGUGGACUCCUGUGAGACCUGUCAACAAAUCCAGAAACCCAAGUAUGCAGCCAUUCCACCUCAACCCUUGGAACUUCCAACACAACCAUGGCAACACGUGUCUUAUGACAUGAUUGUAGAUUUGCCUAAAGAUGGAAGCAACAACUCUAUCCUAGUCAUUAUAGAUAGUUUCACCAAAUACGUGGUCCUGGUGGAAUGUUCAAAGAAGCUGAAAGCCCCUGAACUAGCGGACUUGUUCCUUUGGCACAUAUGGAAGCAAUACAGCAUGCCUGAGAAGACCAUCUCAGAUUGCAGAAGGGUCUUCAAUAAUAGAUUCCUCAAAGCCCUGUACCAGCACUUAGGAAUAGACCCUCACUUCUCCUCUGCCUACCACCCACAGAGCAAUGGACAGACCAAACAAGUGAAUCCCAUGGUCAAGCACUUCCUACAAGCCUAUUCCAGCAUCAACCAAAAGGACUGGGUGAAAUGGUCACCCAUGGCGGAAUUUGCAUACAAUAAUGCAGUCCACAGUUCCACAGGCAGAUCUCCCUUCAAGGCACUGUACAGAUGGGAACCAGCCCUCACCCCUAGCAACAUUCCCACCAAUGUACCUGAAGCAGACAAGCUGGCAAUGCAAAUGGAAGCACAAUGGCAGGAAAUAGAAGCAGUGCUCCAGCAAUCAAAGACAUGCAUGACUGCCAGAGAACCAGGAGAACCAGUUGAAUUCAAAAUUGGAGAGGAGGCCUGGCUAGACGCCAAAAACGUAAAGCUGAAGACCCUGAGUCCUAAGCUGACUGAACAAUGCCUAGGCCCCUUCAAGAUAACCAAGAAAAUCUCCAACUGCGCAUACUGCCUGGAGCUCCCACCAUCUAUGUGUCAUGCCCUAGAGGCGUGA
This is a messenger RNA of Rhizoctonia solani, 1059 nucleotides long. Its product is annotated as Retrotransposable element Tf2 protein. Gene Ontology annotation, biological process: DNA integration. The coding region runs from base 1 to 1059 and encodes 352 amino acids. NCBI's taxonomy places the organism in Eukaryota, Fungi, Basidiomycota, Agaricomycetes, Cantharellales, Ceratobasidiaceae. The record is from RefSeq and is a predicted model, not a curated record. Gene Ontology annotation, molecular function: nucleic acid binding. The transcript has a single exon.